AUGCAGACGAAACUCCGAGAGGGAGAAACAACAAAGUGGCGUGUGUACCAAGUUGGUCGCGGAGCGCGACUGAGGCUAGGGGUGGCGCCGAGAGAGAGAGAGGGUGGCGUGGAUGCAGGUCGACGUGUACGCUGCACGGACACAUCCCCCCUAAUGAAUGCACCAGGCAUGUGCGAGGGAUUUUAUGUUCGCCGCCGCCGCCGCCGCCACCACCACCGCCGCCGCCACCCCUCUCGCCCCUGCAGCCUUCGCCGCCACUACCGCCAACCGAGAAUCGGCCGCCACCCCCGUCGCCCAACCUCCGCAAGCACACCCCUCCUCCACCCGAGCCCCGUCCACCCUCCUAUGCCACUCAACCCCUGCCUCCCUUCUUCCUUCUCCCCUAUCCACCUCUUCCUCUUCCGUUCUUCACCCUUCCUCCUUUACGCAUCCCUCUCUCACUCGCCCUCUCUUCCUCUAAUCGUCCCUGUUGCUCCUCGCGCAACCUUGUCUCGCCUUUUCUCUCCGACGAGUGAACAGCGGGCCACCACCCAACCGAGUCGCGUUGAAGCCCGUUUUCGCGCGCGGUACUCAAUGUGUUGCACUCGUCGCAACGCGAGCAGACGCGCGCCGGUCCCCGGGAAGCAGCGUGGGCGGUUUUGCCCGUUUGCUGGAACCCUCCGCUCCUGGGGCUGUGCCCGGUUUUCCCUCCUCCUGCGUGCCUGCGGACGUACCCUGCACCCGCGAUUGAUUCAUGGAAGAGCACUACAAAACCAUUCAAAAAUUGUGUUAUCUGAGAGCAAUUAUGAAAGUCUUUUUACUAUACCAAGUAGUUGUUCGGACUGGUGUAAUGAGCCAUUAGGCUACUAUUGUGAAAAUUGUAAUAUAGCUGGAUGUUCCCAUUGUAUCUUACGUUUACAUCAAAAACAUAAUUACCAGCCAUUAAUACAAAAGAAUCAGGAGUUUGUACAUGACUUUUAUAGUGCCUUCGACCAGGUGUCCCAGAACCUCCAGAGAGUUCAGCAGUCAGAAAAGAUCUUAUAG
Messenger RNA from Habropoda laboriosa, 1023 nucleotides. RefSeq lists its product as uncharacterized. Gene Ontology annotation, molecular function: zinc ion binding. Lineage: Eukaryota; Metazoa; Arthropoda; Insecta; Hymenoptera; Apidae. The record is from RefSeq and is a predicted model, not a curated record.